UACGAUAGUGAUAGCGGUAUUGGUGGCAACUCUACAUAGUGUACAGUCGUCGAAAAAAUUCCGAAAUUUGUUUGUGUACUACUGCAGGUACGCGGCAAAAAGUCUUCUUCACCCGAAGUAAACAAUUGGCGAAAAGCCUUCGAUAACAAUUCAGACGCAAGAAUGGUCAAAUUAGGCAAAAAGAAAGUGGUGGAGGAGCUCAGCCGCAAGAAGUCGGAAACCGAGGGCCGGCGCAGAAACGGAGCCGCCCCCGGCCGCGACAGUGAUGACAAGAGUGUCGUGUCAGAGGAGCAAGCAGAGCGCGGAGACGCCGCAUCCCGGGCCUCCAACUCCUCUUCGGAGGCCAAGAAGGCCACCAAGCGCAAGAGCAAGUCCACGGUGCGUUAUGAAUCGAUUGACAGCGACGACCUACCACUGAACGGCAACGUCGCCAGCGGAGCAAAAAAGUCUCGGAAGUCCGCCAAAGCCAAGGGGACCCCUGCCAAGAACGGCACGAAGGCGGCAUCCAAGCGCCAGUCCGCCGGCAACGAUGCAGCUGAUAAUGAUCAGGAAAACAGCGAUGCAGAAGCCGGUUCACCAGAAGACGAGCAAGAAGAGUAUGAGGUUGAGGCCAUUGUUGGUCACAAGACUAUGCGCGGCGCCUCAUACUUUUUGGUGCGCUGGAAGGGUUACAACAAGGAUUUUGACACUUGGGAGCUUGAAGGUAAACUGAAUUGCGACGAUUUGAUUGCUCAGUUCCGCAACAAGCAGCCGAAAGUUGAUACUGUUGCCAAGGCCAAAGGCAGGCCGAAAGUCGUUAAAAAAACUGCAACCGGUCGACGCGGAAGACCAUCGGGUGGUGCUGCCAAAAAAACGGCUACGCCGGCAGAUCCCGAAAAAGAAUGGACGGUUGAACGCAUUGUUGACUGUGUCGAGGACGAUGAUGGCAGCAAUAUUUAUCGCAUACGGUGGAAGGGAUUCGGGCCCAAAGACGACACAUGGGAGCCGGAGGCAAAUCUGUUCUGCGAGGGCUUGAUCGAGAAGUAUAAGCGUGAGCUGAUUACACAAAAGAAUGUGGAUACCAAGGAGUUGCGCGAGUCGCCAAAGAAGACCAAGCGACUGGUCAACGAGUGCUAUCCGAGAACCAACAUUCACAAUCGUAUUGAACGAUCCUCGAAGCGCUGUGCCGCCAAGAACAGAGUGUUUUAUGGCGAGGAGUGAGUGAAGGCUGCGGCCAAGGCAGUCAUUUCACCGGCUGCCUCGCCACCUCGAAGUGGUCGUCGUCGGCGAAGGCCGCUUGCCUGAAUUCUGAACGUUUUUGUUUUGUUUUUGGGUUUUUUCUUUUCCUCUUUUUUUUAACGUUCCACUGAAUGGAACCAUAUACAAAAACAUAACAUUUACAUUUUAGAUUCGAACAAGCGCCGCAUCACAAUCCAACAGGCCAGCACGGAACACUAAAGAAUACAAAAGAUUUAUUUAGAAUUUAAGAUAAGUCAAGCACCACGGUAUAUUCGUAGUAUUAUAUCUAGUUUUGCUGAACCCAACCAGCAUAGAAUGUAAGAACAAAAUUCAAUUUAGAUCUAAGUAAACAAAAACCUCUUUAAUUUGGCCACUAAAAACUUAUUUGAGUGUAAGGAACUCACUCGUAAUUACACCGUCACCAUUCUUCCCAAUUCUUCAAUCAAUAUGUAGACAUUCGAGUGUAAUAAUAAUUGUAGUACUACUAGGAGAGUUGCAAAAGCAUCUUCAGUAUGUAAUAAAAGUAAUAAAUGUAAACUUAUGUUCA
This is a messenger RNA of Drosophila serrata, 1765 nucleotides long. RefSeq lists its product as uncharacterized. Lineage: Eukaryota; Metazoa; Arthropoda; Insecta; Diptera; Drosophilidae. The record is from RefSeq and is a predicted model, not a curated record.